GAGAAGAAGAAGAAAUCGCCCUAAAUCGAAACCGAUUUACAAAACGUUUCAUUAUCAUGGAUUCGCAUGCUGUUGUCAAUUGCAUGCUAUUAGCAUUGAAAACUUAUCCAUUCAAAAUCUAUAUCAAUGACAGUAGUGGUGUAAGUGCCUUUAAUCCAAUAGCUGAAUUAAACCUAACAAGUGGACCGACCAUAUUAACAGCUGAGUAUUCGGUGUAUGGAAAUGCACCGACCAGUGCCAGUGCGAGAGAUUUUAUUACUGAUUGCUUUAAACCAUCACCCAGACGACCGUAUGAAAUACCAUGGGAGCAAAAAGCGAUGUGGGCCUUCCUCUUCGGUAGCAUGCUGUUGAUUGCUAUAAUUGGCAAUUGUAUUGUCAUCUGGAUCGUUUUGG
Messenger RNA from Sitodiplosis mosellana (orange wheat blossom midge), 393 nucleotides. Its product is annotated as tachykinin-like peptides receptor 86C. The record is from RefSeq and is a predicted model, not a curated record. Lineage: Eukaryota; Metazoa; Arthropoda; Insecta; Diptera; Cecidomyiidae. The transcript has 2 exons. The annotation marks the transcript as partial.